AUGGUGCAAUUUUAUGUUGAUUGGCUGCUUCUUUCUAUACUCUAUGUGAUUCCUACUACAAACUGUGACCUUUCUACAUAUACAGGGGGUCCUAAUCAUGAGCGUAGCUCUAGUCCAAUCCCAUUGAAGGAAGAUGAUCGCCGAAGGAAGGAUGACAGGAGGGACUUAGAUAGAGAUUCUGGUAGGAGUCGUUAUGGGCGGAGUGGUGAUUCGGAUAGACAUUUUGAUCGACAGUCCUAUAGGAGUUCUCAUAGUUACAAUAGACAUGAUGACUAUAACAGACAUGACAAGCAUGCGGAUGAUAACGAGAGAGAGCAUUCAAAGUUCUCCCAGCGUUAUGGUCGAAAUUCGAGGGGUGGCAUUCAUUCUGAUUAUUCAAAGUGUGAAAGUGAGCACAACAAAUCAAGAGACGAUUUGCGUGAUGUUGACAAGUUUUCCGUUGACUGGUUUGAUGGUUCAGGGCAUAGAAACAGGGAUAAGGAGAGAAAACCCUCAUCUCUUGAGUAUCAAAGGUACAACGACAAGGAAGCACUAUUUGACAGAGCUCGGUCUGGUAGGAGGUAUUCAAACACUGAAGAUGUCAAAUCCGAGGAACGGGGUCAUCAUAAGGGGGAUAGAGAUAGCCAAUAUGAGAAGAGAGACCACCGAAGGAGUUUGGGGGAUCACAAAAGGGAACGGUCACCUACCUACGGAGAUUCUAAGGGGUAUCAAAAUGAUUCAAAUUCAAGAAGGGACAGUUCUAGACAUCAUCUGAAAGGGGCUUCUGGGAGUGACACCAAAGAACUGGAUGGACAGAUGUACGCCAAAGAGGAAAAGAAGAAAUAUAAUGAUUGGGAGACUAACAGGCACCAUGAGCGAUACAAAAGAGAACCAGGGGAGCAAUUUGAAGAUAGAACUGCUCUUACCAGUAAAGAUGAAGAAUUCCCUGCCAAGAAGCCAAAGUUGUUUGGUUUGGUUGGAGGCACUAAUGAUGGGAAAGAUGGUAAUCUCUUGUUAUAUUGUGUAGCUAUUUUUAAACAUAUUUUUUCUCGAGUAUAUUUUCCUUGUUAUGUCAGUAGUUUCUUGAUCAUGUCUAUAAUCAUGCAUUACUGA
Messenger RNA from Ilex paraguariensis (yerba mate), 1092 nucleotides. Lineage: Eukaryota; Viridiplantae; Streptophyta; Magnoliopsida; Aquifoliales; Aquifoliaceae. The record is from the annotation of a GenBank genome assembly.